UCGCCACAGGUAGAAACCCAUGUCACAGCAACACCACCCGCACAAAGUGAGAGGGAGAGAGAAAAAGAGAGCACGUACCUUGAAGAUGGCCGCUCAAGCGCAGGAUGUCGACUUGGACAUUCGUGUCACGUGCAGCGUGUGUCUGGAAUCCUACAGCGGGCGACAACCAAAACUGCUGUCGUGUCACCACACAUUCUGUUUACAGUGUCUCAGCUUCAUUGCUCAGACAUCGGGGUGUGCUGACGAUGGCAGCAAUAACAGUAGCAACAAUGCGCCUACCUUUAUUACCUGCCCCACCUGUCGCAAGGAAUCUUUCAUUCCUCCAGGCGGUGUGGCCGGCUUUCAGACAAAUUUUUAUGUCGAGGGCCUUAACCAAACGCAGCCAGAUGUUUGUGACCUUUGUCGUCUUGAAGGCAAAGAGACAAUCGUGUAUUGUACAGAGUGUGAAAAAUGCCUUUGCUUGGAGUGUUUUCUGCAGCAUGAUAACGAAGGGCACUUAGUGCGACGAAUCUCCAGCAAAGGAAAACCAGAAGAGGACACUGUCACAGACCUCAAAGUAAAGGAGCAGCUGGGAAUGGUUCAGGCCGUGAUAGAGUUGCUGCAAGACGAGGAGUUGGAACUGAAGCACCAAGCACGCUCGGUCAAAGAAGCCAUCAUGACCCAGCACUCCACAACCCUCAUGCAGGCGACCAUACGGGCACGAGAUGAUUGUCUUAGCCGCCUGCGAACAGUCGUGGAGGCGCACAAAUCGCGGCUGAGAGAGGAGCGAGAGGGACUGGAGACCAUGCGAACGGCCCUUAGACAGAUCUCGUCCCCAAAGAGGAUAACCCCCCGUCAUUUCCGACCUUCAACUGUUGCAGACGCGAAGGCAGACCUUCUGACCGCCAGAGACAUGCGGGAUCUUCAGGAACGACUAAAGAUGGGGAGGAAAACAUCGUUCGUCACUAUCCAGACGGAGAGCAGAUCGGCAAACUUGCGCCGCAGCCUUCAAGACUUCAUUGGUUGGGUAAGGUCUACGAGCCACGGUUUCCUUGAAGGCGGCCAAGAAGACACUGCUGAGGAGAUUGCGGGCAAGAGCAGGGGUAUUUAUCCCCCAGACGCGGACUCUGCUGCCCAGGCAUCACCACCACCACCUGCUGCUUCACGUGACGAGGACCACUCCAGGGGCUCGAUAUCGCUGGGGGCCAGGGUGGACAAUCUGAUGGCGCAAGUAGCUGAUCUGAAAACUGAGAACGACGCCUUUAGAAAGGAAUUGUCUGCUCUUCAAGAUACUAAUAGGCAAGAUUUACAGGCCUUGAAAGACGGCCGCUUGAGUCUGCUGCAAGAAGUGACAUCGAUGAAAGAAAAGAAUGCCUUGCUCUGUCAGGAUGUGACAUCACUUGGAGAAGCGAGCAGCAAACUUUGCCUGGACCUGAGUGAGAUGGAGGAAGGGACGUUGAGACUUCGCCAGGAUAUGACGUCAAUACAAGAAGAGUGGCAGGCACGUGACAAGGUCUUGAAGACGGUGGAAAAUGACUUACACUUGAUGUGCAAAGAUGUGACAGGCCUACAGGGAGACAACUCUAAGCUCUUUCAAAGCGUUGAGAAAAUCGAAAACGACAGUUAUCGUCUUGGCCAAGAGUUGGAAUCCGCCAAGAAAGAGAGCUCGCAGCUUAGACAAGACCUCGACCAAGCAGACCACAAUCACAGUCAGCUUCGCCUGGACUUGAGUGAGAUGGAGGAAGGGACGUUGAGACUUCGCCAGGAUAUGACGUCAAUACAGGAAGAGUGGCAGGCACGUGACAAGGUCUUGAAGACGGUGGAAAAUGACUUACACUUGAUGUGCAAAGAUGUGACAGGCCUACAGGGAGACAACGCUAAGCUCUUUCAAAGCGUUGAGAAAAUCGAAAACGACAGUUAUCGGCUUGGCCAAGAGUUGGAAUCCGCCAAGAAAGAGAGUUCGCAGCUCAGACAAGACCUCGACCAAGCAGACCACAAUCAUAGUCAGCUUCGUGAGGAUUUGCAGCGAUGCCUCAGCGAGAUGACGGACUUGCGGCAGGACCAAGGGUCGUGCUUCACCCAGAUGAUGGACUUCCGGCAGGACCUAGAGCAAUGUCUCAAGGACUUCCGUCAAGACUUAAGGUCGUGCCAUAUAAAUAUUGUGGAUACAAGAAAGACACUUUCUUCGUUGGAAAACGAUUUAAAAUCCACUGAUGCGGUCAUCAAAAACUUUGAGUUUUUGUUUAAAACUUUGAUUCCUGACUUUCAGAAAAGCAUUUCUUCCCUGAAAAAAGGUGAGCGAACGCAGAAAGGACAAAUUCGUCAUCUGUACAAGCUAAUCAAACAAGCAGGAGAAGUCAUUGCUUUCCAUGCGGUCGUGGACACCGAAAGAGUCAUAAGGAAAGGCCAGACCCUCGUGGUCGACCAUGUCAUCACUAACAUCGGCGGCGCCUACGACAAUGAGUGCGGCGUUUUCACGGCUCCCGUCUGCGGAACGUACGUCUUUCUGGUCACGACGAGCUCGCUCCAAGGCCUGGUUCGCCUCGACCUCGUGCUGGAGGGCACGCGCAUCGCGCACAGCUUCGCGCUGGCCGACAGCCGCACCACGUGUCACGCUGUCGUGUCGCUUACGGCGGGUCAAAGGGUGUGGCUGAUGUCGUUGGAGGCGGACGUCACGACCUUUGACAGCGGGUGGGUCACGACCUUCACAGGAUGCCUGCUGCGUGCGGAUGUCGCUUCUGCAGGCGUUCCCAUGUGACGACGACGACCACCACCACCACCACUGCCACUGUCUGUACUACCAUCGCCAUCAGCAGCGUCACUGUCAUAUUUCACCCCGUUGAGUAGAGCAGUCAAGAAGAAAAGUUGUCUCAGGACAUGACCACCAUUCAUGCUUCGAACAUCAUCACACACCAUCCCCUACAAUAGUGGGUGGACGAAACUGUGCAGUGGCGCAAUGAUUAACCUGUCACCACCAAAUAAAUCACUCGCUAUAUUUUAAUAGGCUAAGAAAAAAUAGGCCGAGAGGAAAAAAAAUAGCCAUGGAUACAAAGAUCUUGCUUUGUCGAUGUUGUCGGCAUGUCAUAAUGUCAAACGGUAAAUGCGCUACUAGCUUUUGUCAUCAUCGUCAACACGAGGCUAUUUAACAAUUAAAAAAUUCAAUUAAUUAAUAAAAUCGUGAUGCAUUUGACAGUAUAGUUCCCGAGUGUUGCACUUGGUGGCUAACAUUUAGUGCAGUCACGAGAGGCCU
This is a messenger RNA of Pomacea canaliculata, 3229 nucleotides long. RefSeq names its product coiled-coil domain-containing protein 18-like. Gene Ontology annotation, cellular component: nucleoplasm; chromatin. The coding region runs from base 20 to 2737 and encodes 905 amino acids. Gene Ontology annotation, molecular function: zinc ion binding; protein binding; ubiquitin-protein transferase activity. The record is from RefSeq and is a predicted model, not a curated record. The transcript has 4 exons. Gene Ontology annotation, biological process: positive regulation of DNA-templated transcription. NCBI's taxonomy places the organism in Eukaryota, Metazoa, Mollusca, Gastropoda, Architaenioglossa, Ampullariidae.